Molecule: messenger RNA, 10555 nt
Organism: Alexandromys fortis (reed vole)
Lineage: Eukaryota; Metazoa; Chordata; Mammalia; Rodentia; Cricetidae
Gene: Agap1
Product: ArfGAP with GTPase domain, ankyrin repeat and PH domain 1
Exons: 18
Coding region: 1092-4409 (1105 amino acids)
Biological process (GO): activation of GTPase activity
Molecular function (GO): GTPase activity; GTPase activator activity; GTP binding
Source: RefSeq, a predicted model, not a curated record
UGAAUUUAUGUGUACCAAGUACAAACAGGCACCCUUAGAGGUCAUAAGAGGGCAUCAGAUCCUCUGGAACUGGAGUUAGAGAUGAUUGUGAUCCCCUUUGUGGGUUGUGGGAAUCUAAUGUGAUCUUCUAGGAGCAGUUAGUACUCUUUACUGAGCAUCUCUCCUGCUCUUCUUGAUUUCUAGGAAUUAACUGGUAGAGGGUAACAGUUCAAAGAAAUCUUUGUUCUUGAUGAGAUCUGGCCUUUCCGUGUGGGUGGGUAGGCUGGAAUUACUAGCCUCAAACUCACGAUUCUCCUGUCUCAGCCUCGGGAGUACUUUUCCAGCAAGUCAUUUGAGUUUCAUCUUCUAAACUGCACGGAUAGCCGAGGCCUCACAUGACCCUGCAGCAGGUCCUGGAGACUGGUAUAGCUUUACUGCAAGGGGUUGAUCCGCUCCGCGCGGCGGGAAUCCAGCCCGGCUCUUGGGCCUUCCCAUCGCCGCGCUUGCGGCCGCCUCCGCGCUCCCGGGACCCGCAGGCCCCGCUGGGCGCGCGGCCUGCAGUCUCCGCACGUCGGCCUCCGCCCGCCCGCCCCGCCCCGCCCCGGCGCGCAUUUCCAUUUUAAACCGCCACCCGCCCCUCGACCGUCCGCGGCCGGCGGAGCUAACCGCGCGCCCGGAUCCCCGGAAGAGGCUGAGGCUGCGGGACCGCCGAGCUGUGCAAGAAAAGGCCGAGGGAUGCGCUUGGACCCUGCGCCCUAGACAAUGAAGCCGCGGGCGCCACCGCCCGCAGUGGGCCCUGCGCGCUCAGGCCGCACCUGCCGGCGAGGCGGGUUCCGCGCUUGAGCGCCCGCCGGGUCCCCCAUGGCUCGGCUCCCCGAGCGCGGACCCCGGUACUCGGGCCGCGUGGCGCGCGGGCAGGCGGACUCCAGGGGCGCUGUUCCCGCAGCCUAAGCGUGGGCCUCGCUGCGCGCGGGGGGCGUGGGCGCCGCUCCCUACCGACCAGGGCUCUGCACCUGGCCGGCUCUGCGCCCGCGGCGCGCGUCCCGACGGCCGGCGGCGCUGGAUGCAGUCGAGCCUCGGAGGGCGGCGCGGUGGCCGCGGACCCUGGGGACAUGUACCUGCUGGACGGCAGUGGCGAGCCCGCGUCGCCUCCCGCGGACGCGAUGCCCCGCAGGACGCCCCCCAGGAAGACGGUCUACCGCAUCUCGGUGACCAUGGUCAGGAAGGAGCAGCUGGCCGCUCCGACUCCGCGCCCCACACGGCGGCCGCGGCCUGCGCGUUCCCCGGACGCUCCUGGGCGGCUGGAAGAGGAGGCCGAGGAGGCGGCGGCUGAAGAUCCUGAGGCCGGGCCGCGCGCCUGGGACUUCCGCGCCUUCCGCACACGCAGCACCGGGCAGCUGGAGCUCGGGCGGCUACGGCCGUGCACACGCGGCGCGGAGCCUGCAGACCUGAUGGGCAGCCCUUCGGCUGAGCGGCCCAGCAGCCCCGACGUGGAGGAGGCUCGGGCCGCGCCCCUGCGGCGGAGCCUCAGCUUCAGGCACUGGAGCGAGCCCGAGGCGCCGCGGAGCCCUGCGCUGAGCGGCGGAAGGCGCCACAGCAGCUCCGGGAGCCUGGCAUGGGCGCCCGACGACGAGGUCGAGGCGGAGGCCUCCCCGGAGCCAGUGGCCGGAGCGCAGCCCGUAGCGGAGAAGCGCAACACCUUGGAUGUGGGCGAGGUGCUCAGCAAGAACGAUGCGCUCUCGGAUCUGGAGCGCUGGGAGCGCAGCAAGAGCAAGAACCGCACGCUGGACAACAGCGACCUGCAGCGGCUAGAGCGGGCGCGGGCCGCGGCCGCCGGCCCCGGAGCAGCCUCGGAGCACCGGCUGCUGCGCUUUUUCAGCGGCAUCUUUGCGCGUAGGGAUGGCGGGCCCUCUCCCCGAAGCGGCGCCCUGCGCUCCCGCGGUUACUUCAGCCUGCGGCGGGCCCCGGCCGACACGCAGUCGUCCAGCGCAGAGAGCAUCGAGGGGUCCCCUCGCAGAGAUGCUUUUGUGAACAGCCAGGAAUGGACUCUCAGCCGAUCUGUCCCGGAGCUCAAAGUGGGAAUUGUGGGUAACUUGGCCAGUGGCAAGUCUGCGCUGGUGCACCGAUACCUGACGGGCACAUACGUGCAGGAGGAGUCUCCAGAAGGUGGCAGGUUCAAGAAGGAGAUUGUGGUUGAUGGACAGAGUUAUCUACUGCUGAUUAGGGAUGAAGGGGGCCCCCCGGAGGCACAGUUUGCCAUGUGGGUGGACGCGGUCAUUUUUGUCUUCAGCCUGGAGGAUGAGAUCAGUUUCCAGACUGUCUACCACUACUACAGCCGAAUGGCCAACUACAGGAACACCAGUGAGAUUCCACUUGUGCUGGUGGGGACGCAGGAUGCCAUAAGUUCCACCAACCCGCGGGUCAUCGACGAUGCCAGGGCACGGAAACUCUCCAACGACCUGAAACGGUGCACGUACUAUGAGACGUGCGCCACCUAUGGGCUCAACGUGGAGCGGGUCUUCCAGGACGUUGCUCAGAAGAUUGUUGCCACGCGGAAGAAGCAGCAGCUGUCCAUAGGCCCCUGCAAGUCCUUACCCAACUCUCCAAGCCACUCCUCUGUGUGUUCUGCCCAGGUGUCAGCCGUGCACAUCAGCCAGACAAGUAACGGAGGCGGGAGUUUAAGCGACUACUCCUCCUCUGUCCCUUCGACCCCAAGCACCAGCCAGAAGGAGCUCCGGAUCGAUGUCCCUCCCACUGCCAACACCCCGACGCCUGUCCGGAAGCAGUCCAAACGCAGGUCCAACCUUUUCACAUCUAGGAAAGGGAGCGACCCAGACAAAGAGAAGAAAGGCCUGGAGAGCCGCGCGGACAGUAUCGGGAGCGGGCGAGCCAUCCCAAUUAAACAGGGCAUGCUGCUGAAGCGAAGUGGCAAGUCACUAAACAAGGAGUGGAAAAAGAAGUACGUCACCCUGUGCGACAACGGCGUGCUGACCUACCACCCCAGUUUACAUGAUUACAUGCAGAAUGUUCACGGCAAAGAGAUUGACCUCCUGAGAACCACUGUGAAAGUGCCGGGGAAGAGGCCACCCCGAGCCACGUCGGCCUGUGCACCCAUCUCCAGUCCUAAAACCAAUGGCCUGUCCAAGGACAUGAGCAGUUUACACAUCUCACCAAAUUCAGGGAAUGUCACUAGUACGUCUGGGUCUCAGAUGGCAAGCGGCAUCAGCCUGGUCUCCUUCAACAGCCGGCCCGAUGGCAUGCAUCAGCGCUCCUACUCAGUCUCCAGUGCCGACCAGUGGAGUGACGCUACAGUCAUUGCAAACUCAGCCAUCAGCAGUGACACGGGGCUGGGUGACUCGGUGUGUUCCAGCCCAAGUAUCUCCAGCAGCACCAGCCCCAAGCUUGAUCCGCCCCCUUCCCCCCACGCCAACAGAAAGAAGCACCGGAGGAAGAAAAGUACCAGCAACUUCAAGGCUGACGGGCUCUCGGGCACCGCUGAAGAGCAAGAAGAAAACUUUGAGUUUAUCAUUGUGUCCCUCACCGGCCAGACAUGGCACUUUGAAGCCACCACAUACGAGGAGCGAGAUGCAUGGGUCCAAGCCAUCGAGAGCCAGAUCCUAGCCAGCCUACAGUCCUGCGAGAGCAGCAAGAAUAAGUCCCGACUAACCAGCCAGAGCGAGGCCAUGGCACUGCAGUCCAUCCGUAACAUGAGAGGGAACUCCCACUGUGUGGACUGUGACACCCAAAACCCUAACUGGGCCAGUUUGAACUUGGGAGCCCUCAUGUGCAUCGAGUGCUCAGGGAUCCACCGGAAUCUUGGCACCCACCUCUCCAGGGUCCGAUCUCUAGAUCUUGAUGACUGGCCCAUGGAGCUGAUCAAGGUGAUGUCGUCUAUUGGGAAUGAGUUGGCCAACAGCGUGUGGGAAGAGAGCAGCCAAGGACGGACGAAACCCUCAUUGGACUCCACAAGGGAAGAAAAGGAACGAUGGAUCCGGGCCAAGUAUGAACAGAAACUCUUCCUGGCCCCACUGCCAUGUACAGAGUUCUCCUUGGGCCAGCAACUGCUGCGUGCCACCGCAGAGGAAGACCUGCGGACUGUCAUCCUGCUCCUGGCACACGGGUCCCGGGAUGAGGUGAAUGAGACCUGCGGGGAAGGCUAUGGACGCACAGCAUUGCACCUGGCCUGCCGCAAGGGCAGCGUGGUCCUGGCUCAGCUGCUAAUCUGGUACGGGGUGGACGUCAUGGCUCGAGACGCCCACGGGAACACAGCACUGGCCUAUGCCCGUCAGGCCUCCAGCCAGGAGUGCAUUGACGUGCUGCUCCAGUAUGGCUGCCCCGAUGAGCGCUUUGUGCUCAUGGCUACCCCCAACCUGUCCAGGAAGAGCAACAGCAGGAACAGCAGCAGCGGGAGGGCGCCCAGCAUCAUCUGAGCUCAGCCAACACUGCGCCUGGGAUCCCAUGCCCGCCUGCUCCGGGAGUCACAGCAUGUGAGUUCCUCAGUCCCUCCCUCUUCCUGGUGGUUACUUCCACCCACCUGCCACUCACACACCCCACAUGAAGUCUCCAAACCUGGACAUCCUCAAGGGGAGAAGAGGAGGAUGGAGGCCACAGAACCGAACCCUUUUCCCACACUCCGGAAGCAAUGCAGGAAGGACUGACAACCUCCCGACUUUGAGGAUAGCACACGACGAUGGACCCCUGUUCCACUGACCUGGAACCUGGGGGAGGGGUAGCAAGGAGAAGGGGCAGCUUCCCCUAACUGGCAGUUAAGCACAUCAGUACAUUUCACCUCGGCCAAAAGGAGGCUUGGAUUUCACAUCUUCUCUGGGGAGCUUGACGGCAUAAAUCAGAAGCCAGCACAGUUUGUCAGGUCUGAAGCCCCUAUGAUGGUAGGUGUCAAAUCAGUUGUAGCUAAUCUGUCCAGGGAGAAUACUGGCUUCAUUACACUUGUAUAGUCGAGUUCCUCCAGCAUUACCGCUGUUUAAUAGGACGUGAUUAGUCAUCACCGGGAAGAAGGCGUAUUAGCCGAGGAGGUAGUUACACGGCACGCUCCGGUGAUUGCCACGAUGUGAUUGCUGUGCGCUUAGAAGCAUCAUAUUAUCCCAGACAUGUCUCUCCAGCCCUUGGAGCCCUCCUUUCUAAAUUCACUGUCAUAAUUUAGUAUCUGUUUAAUUUUUCAGUCCAAAGAGAGGAAAUCAGUUGCUGGGUAUUAUUUGACUGCGAUCUCCUUCCUUGGUGCAAAAACAAAAUGGAAAAUAAAUAAAUAAAUAAGAAUAGCUGGGAAAUUCAAAAAGAAAUCAUGAAUCCAGCUGGAAAUAGCUUUUCGAGUAUGCUCCAAAACUAAGUAAAUACAUAUAAUGCUAUGGUUUUUUUUUUUUUUCUAAGAGAGAUUUUCUGUCCUUUGGCCACAGUGGAAGUAUCUGGCCUCAGUCACUCCCAAUCCACAAGGUCUGAGUUACCCAGGUUUCUGUCGCAGAGAAGAUGUGUGAAAAUCUAUUUGAAUAAAAGAAGUUGAUAAAUAUGCAUUGAUUUUUGUGCAGACAAAUGGCAGCUCUGUUAAUUUCUAAGUGGAGCUGGAUGGGCACCAGUAUUGUGCAACUAGCUGAGAUCGGAGGGAGACAGAGCAGUGCAAUAGGCAGUGCUCCCAGCAGCAAGCACUUCCGUGAGUGUGGCGCGCAGCUCUUGAAAAGGCGCUUAUCAGAACAAGAUGGUGGGACGAUUCGCUUAUUAAAGCCAGGAAGCAAAGGGGGACGAGUGGGAAGGAGCCUGUGAGUCCACAUCCCGAAGGCAGGAUGGAGAGCCGAGGCCACUCUUCCCAACCAAAAGCGAGGGGCUGUGGCAAGAAGGGGUGCUUGUCGGCACCCUGUGAGCAGCUGCCCACCAUUCUGGCACAGCUGGCUCCUAAGAGCCUGCAGACUCUGUGUGCUCCGUCCUGUCUGUUUCUAACGUGUGACUGAUUUGCCUUCGUGGGCCACAGUGUGCAUCAGACACCAGCCACCUUGGCACGGUGGUCAAGAACACCAAACUGUGACACUAUUUAGUUUAAAAAAAAAAAAAAAAAAAGAGGGGCAGCCUUGCCAGAGAGCCCUCGUGGCAGUGUGGCGGGAAGAAGGCCAUCACACUGGAAGACUGGGCAAAGCCACCCCCUGGCAUCCUGUGGAGAAGCUCCUUGCUCUCAUAUAUUGAACUUUAUAUUUUGUAAGAGUUUUUCCUCUUCUUUCACUUUUUAAAAAAAAAAAUUUAAAGUAGAUGGGAACAAAAGUAAAGCUUUAGACAGCAUUUCCAUGUGGGUGAGUGUCUCGUGGAGAUCUCCAGUCUCAGCGCGGCUGGGACUGAUCAGGAUCCAAAAAUGUCACAGGUGCAAAAGCCACAGGCCUGAGACUCCUGAGCUCAGUUCCACGAGCCCUGUGUUUGGUUUUUCAUCCUGCUCCUCAUCACUGUGUCGUUUCUUUCAGUGUGAAUAGAGAAAGCAAGCUGUCAUUGCCUAUUUUUGAAGAACGCAUUAGCACCCAGCCCUGCACUCCGCAUUCGCCUCCACGUAGCCUUUAUCAUAGACUUCUAUAGAGAACACAGAUAGAGGAUAAAUGAGAGUCUUAAAUUAUUUCAUUGUAGUUAAUUCCCACUAUAGGAGUGCUUUUAUCAAAGGGGAGCCUGCUUCAGAGGGGAAAUGGAGUCCUUCCUGAGGCUUCUCUUCGGGGUGUAUAUGAGUGUGUACAUAUUAUUAUGUUUAUAAUAUGAUAUUUUCCCGAUUGAUUCCUUGUUUCACGUCACCCUCCACUGUCGGAAUGCUCAGUUGCUCGCUCUGGCUGCCCCUCCCCCUCCCUCCCUCCCUCGGUCACUCUGACAUCAUCAGGUCUUCCUCAGAACACACAGCCCCUCCCCUGCCAGUUUUAGCUGUGCUGAACUGUCCAAGGGGCAGCCCCCUUUUCCCAAGCCUGAGUUCUGACCACAGGUAGAACGGUGGUGGUGGGGCCUCUAGGGUUCCCUGCAGAUGGAGGAGAGAAGCAGCCUGACCUGUGCCUGUAGUUCACCUUCAGACCCAGGGCCUCCCCUCAGUGAGAACCUUCUUUUUCCCAUUUCCAAGCCGACCACCAAGGCUGCGUGAAACCAGGAGCAGGGUCGUGGGGAAGGGAGCUGGGGUUUCUGGAAAGCUCCCCCACACUAGGCACUUGAUUGAAUGCAAAUCACUUUUUUAAGGAGCAUGUCAGAAUAAGGUAGUGGGACAGUGGCCCAGAGAAGCAGGGGAAGGGAAGGAGCAAGUGAGUUCUCAUUUUGGAACACAGCGUCAGAGCUGAGCCUCCUGUCCACCAGGAGCCAGGGCCUCCGAAGUAGCAGAUGUGAGGAGCCCACGGCAAGUCCCUGCAACCUUUGUGUUCAGGGUGAAUUUCCUCUUGUUGAGAAGUAGCCAGCUGGGGCCAGCAGCAGACUGGCCUGUGAGUUGUCCAUCAACUGCCCCGGGGGCAGUCUAGCCUGUGGCUACCCCUGCUGAACCCCUACUGCCCUUCCCCAGGCCUGUGCACGGUGUCAGGGCUGGGAAGUGAAGCCCUCCUUAUACUCCCCACUACUGAGAAAACCCCUCCAAAUUUUUUUUUGUCUUGUUUUCCGGAGAAAAGCCAAGCGCUACUUUCCUACGGCCCCCGACUGUCACUCAAACCGAAGGUGAGGCUCUCUCCUCCAGCCUUGUACCUCUGCUCUGGCUCCUCCACUCUCCUCCCUGCAGGUCCCGUGAGGCUGCUGGGAUAUACACACCAUCAGUGCCCCGUUCCCGUUAACUUUGAGGAUCUUAGCACCUCAGGCCUUGGGCUUCACUGCCCUACAAUCCCCAGAGGAGCUUGCUCAGAGUGCUUUGUGGCAUCUCCUUCUUGGUCAAGACCGCGGUUGGUGGGUUGUGACUGAACCUGGUGAACCAGGGACCUGCCGGCCCUAAGCCUGUGCUGUACUCUUAGUUGCCGAGGUUGCCACCAUCCUGCCCUGAACUCAAGCUGUUUUAUGGCUGAGAUGGGCGCUCUCUACCUCUCCUGGGGACACGGCCCACAGCGGCGCGGCUAGGAGGCGUGUGAUCAGGGCCUCCGAGCUACCAGCAGGGCAGAGGGUUUCAGAAGCAAGCCCAGGACUUUUGGUGGGCCUCAGCUUGUCUGUCUCCACCGGUCACACUCUAUAAAGUCCUUGAGGCUUUACUAGACCUCUGCCAGGGUUGUAUUUUGACUUUGAAACAAACAAAUUGAAAGGCAGUCAGGAAGGAAUUUGAGCUUCUACAGAGUUUCUCCCCCACUGCUCCUGUUGUGAAGGCACAGCUGGAGGUGAUUCCUCUCUUGUCAGUCUCUAGAAAGCUGUGGAGGCCAUGGGUGUCUCACCAGUGUGCAGCCUCCUCCACUGUGUGUGUCCCAUCUGCCAGGCCUGGCUCCCACACAGCGGGACCCAACUCUCUGCGCCUGCCCUGUUUGGGGGUCUUAAAAGCCACACUGAGGUAGAUGGGUUUUUAGCUAAAAUUUAACAUUUCUCCUUGAGAGGUGAGAGAGGGAGGGGGAGAGGCCCAGCCACUCUCUGCUGGUACCACAUCCAGGCAGCCACUAGUCCUCAGGCUUAGUCCCACCCCAGAGCUAAGAAGCAGCCACCUCAGCUCAGAGAAGCCAGCCCCAGAAGUCAGGGCUCAUCUCUUCAUGGGGAAAGAAACCGCUGACCAUCUGGGGCCUUGGUGUUUCCAGAUGCAAAGUCUUGCUGCUCAGGAGCUCCUGCCCAUGCUUUUGCAAAUGCUCAGAUUUCUGUUUAGUCUCUGUGCCCGCUGCUCCUUAAACAGCGGUUUGCACCUGGGUCCGAGCUGAAGAGAGAGCAUUUCACCAAUUCACCGUCGAUGACUCUAGACCACCCACAAAGCUUUGCGUCCUUCCCUUUCAGCAGGCCCGGGUCAGGCGUGUUAACAUGCCAUCAGCCCGGUGACUCCUUGCCCAAGGCAGUGCGCAGUGAGGGUCCAUGGAAUAGCCGGCCUCCUGUCCCUCAUCUCAAGAGGCCAAUUUUCCUAUAGAAGAGUAGUAUUUAGUUUGGGGUUUGCUCCUGUCUGGUCAAAGCGUUCUUCACUGAGGCCUCUCCCGUAGUGAGCCUCAGGUGAACUUGGGCACCCAGCACUGGCAGCCAUGCUAGGGUCCAAGCUAGUGGCCUUGGUGAGCAGGAGAGAAGUCAGCUCAGGGCUCGUCUUUGUUCUGCUGGGCACAUGGCAUCUGCAGGGGACCCCCUGGGGGUCAUGAAUCAAGCCAUAUGAUGGACUCUCCCACCAUAAGGGAGAACUGAUCUGGAAUUCUGUGUUCAGGGAAUCACAUAGCCUUCAUCUUGUUUCGGGUGAAAUGAAGGAACCAAGAGGUGUAAAUGGGUGGGGGGUGGGACUAGGCCCAGAGGAGAGCCCCGUGACACACUGCUGCUAGGAACAACCCUAAGAUCACUUUGUACCCCAGUGUCCAGGUGCAGGACUGUAUCCACACUAGCCCACGCUAACGUCUGGAUGUUAGAGAGGGCUCUCAACUGCUUGCAAAAAGACAAACUUAGCCAACUGCUGGUGGGUCUCGUGGACUCACUGAGGGCAUUGAGUAGAAAGACCCAUGUGGCCCAAAACAAUUGUCAACAGCCCUCUUAUCCACAGCUGAGGGCUCACAAAAUGCCUGACCCACGUGGCUCAUUGGGAUGGGCAGAGAAGGGACCGAGGACGCUGUGCAGUGCAAAUGUGGCUUCUGGUUCUUUCUUUCAUGUGCACAUUGUUCACCUACCAGGUCCUGCAGUUUUCUUACCAGGGCGGUGCGGAGGAUACCCAGGGCAGUUGAGUGGAGACCAGGCUGUUGUGUGAUGGACAGGCAAAAGAUACCUUUGAAACGUCCCUGUGACCAGACGGGAAAGACAGCUGCACCUCCCUGUUGAAAAUAACCCUUCUCUUAUAUGUAAAAACAUCCUUUUCCCUCCCCACACUGUGGGACCUUUUGUGUUUGAUUUUGAGGGGGCGGUGGUAGUGUUCUUCCAAACCCUGUCAGUUCUCAAGAUGAGAACUGGUCCUCCAGCCCUGAGCCUGGGGAACUGAGCUCCAGAAAGGCACAGAAGGUGGCUGGCCUCUUCCAACGGCAGAGGACAGAGCUCCCGGCAUCCUCUCUUGCCCUCUUCCCAUCCUUUCCCCUAGUCCAUCCUGAGUCCUCAUCUUGCCACAGCUUCUUUGCAAAGAGAAAACCCAGGCAAGGCAGGGCGCCCCGGCACAUAUCUGGGUGGGGGCAAAGAAGGCUACACAGAAGCACAGUGGGGGGGCUUCUCCAGAGGUGGGUGUCUGCCCGGGGCAUUUUGAUAUUACCUCAUUCCAUAACUUUAUGUUUCCCAGUGACUGAUGCUUUAUUUAUGCUUGUUUGUCCUGUAAUUAAACCAUCCUCAGACAUUUCGCUUUGCUUGUUCGGGUUAAAUAUGCUGGUUUGUAUUUUCCUGCCCUGGGAUUUUUGUGUCAGGUGUACAGUAUUCUGAGGGGAAAAGGAAAAGGAAAAGCGUGUAAAGUAACAGAGAGAGGUGGCUAUAGUGUAGAGACCUCUUUCUAAUAAAGAAAUGAAAAUAUGUA